AUUUAGUUCUAACCCAUUUCCAAUAACUUCAGGAUGAACUGCCACAGUGUGCCCUUACAGGGACCAGUGUCAUUCAAGGACGUGACUGUGGACUUCACCCAGGAGGAGUGGCAGCGACUGGACCCUGCCCAGAAGGCCCUCUACAGGGACGUGAUGCUGGAAAACUACUGUCAUUUCAUCUCGGUGGGAUUUCACAUAACAAAGCCUGACAUGAUCCGCAAGUUGGAGCAAGGAGAGGAGCUGUGGACAGAGCGAAUGUUCCCAAGUCAGAGCUAUCUGGAAGAUGAAGAGGUUUUGGUGAAGUUCAGAGACUACCAAGACAAGCCUCCUACAUCAAUCGUGAUCAUCAACCACAAGAAGCUAAUUAAGGAGAGGAACAAUGUUUAUGAGAAAACACUAGGCAAUAACCAUAUUAUUUCCAAAACACUGUUUGAGUAUAAAUCUGAUGGGAAAGUUUUGAAAAACAUCUCAGACUUCAUCAGUAGAGAUAUAAACCCUGUAAUGGGGACACUGGGUGACAGCAGUGAGUGGGAGGAGUCAGUCCUGACUUCAGAGCAAGAGAAAACUCAUCCUGUCCCAACUCUCUAUAAACAAAUCGGAAGGAAUCUGAGCUCCAGCCUGGAGCUCGCUCAGCACCAGAAGACCCAGAUUCCGGAGCAGCGGUUUGAAUGUGAUGAAUGUGACAGCUCCUUCCUCAUGACAGAAGUGGCAUUUCCACAUGACAGAGCUCACAGAGGGGUCAGGGACUUCAACUACAGUAAAGAUGAAAUUGCUUUUUUUGAGAAGUCAGACCUUGGGAUUCACCCACAUAAUCUUAUGGAAAAGAAAUGUUCUACAUACAACAAAUAUGGGAAACUCCUUUGCAGAAAGUCAGUUUUUGUUAUGCACCCCAGAUCUCAGGUGGACGAGAGGCCCUUCCAGUGUCCUUACUGUGGGAACAGCUUUAGAAGGAAGUCCUACCUUAUCGAGCAUCAGAGGAUCCACACAGGUGAGAAGCCCUAUAUUUGCAGUCAGUGCGGGAAAGCUUUCCGUCAGAAGACAGCUCUGACGCUCCAUGAAAAAACACACACAGACGGGAAGCCUUACCUCUGUGUGGACUGUGGGAAGUCCUUCCGCCAGAAGGCCACCCUCACCAGGCACCACAAAACACACACGGGGGAGAAAGCCUACGAAUGCACUCAGUGUGGAAGUGCCUUUGGGAAAAAGUCCUACCUCAUCGACCAUCAGAGGACUCACACAGGGGAGAAACCCUAUCAGUGCGCUGAGUGUGGGAAGGCGUUUAUCCAGAAGACAACGCUCACAGUGCACCAGAGGACUCACACAGGGGAGAAGCCCUACAUGUGCAGCGAGUGUGGGAAGUCCUUCUGCCAGAAGACGACCCUGACCCUCCAUCAGCGGAUCCACACUGGCGAGAAGCCCUACGUCUGCAGUGACUGUGGGAAGUCCUUCCGCCAGAAGGCUAUCCUCACUGUGCACUACAGAAUACACACAGGGGAGAAGUCCAACGGCUGUCCCCAGUGUGGUAAAGCCUUCAGUAGGAAGUCAAACCUCAUCCGCCACCAGAAAACUCACACAGGAGAAAAACCCUAUGAAUGUCAUGAGUGUGGAAAAUUCUUUAGUUGUAAAUCGAACCUCGUCGCCCACCAGAAAACUCACAAGGCAGAGACGGUGAGAUUUCAUCUUGUGAUUACAGAUGUGUCACCAUACUCAGCUUAUAAGGUCAUUCAGCCUUCGUAAGGAUCUGCUCCAUGGUGGCUGGAAUAGGAACGGCCCCCAUAGACUCCUGUGUUUGAAUGCUUGGCCACGGGGAGGUGCACUACAAGAGGGGUGGCCUUGUCGGAGGAAAUGUGUCACUGUGGAGGCAUCUUUGAGGUCCCUCGUGCUCAAGCUACACGUCUUGUGGCACGGUCUCCUGCUGCCUGCAGAUGAAGAUGCAGCUUGAUCUCCAGCACCAUGUGUGCAUGGACGAGCACGCCAUGCUUCCCGCAUGACAGCAACGGACUGAAGCUCUGAACCGUAAGCCAGCCCUAAUUCAGCGUUUUCCUUUAUCAGAGUCAUGGCAUCUCUCACAGCAGUAAACUCUAAGAUAGGCUGCUAUCAUUUGAAGACUCAUAAGACCCCACAGAACACACCCUCAUCACACUUUUGGGGAGGGAGCUGCAUAUCAUGCGGACGCAAGCUGCCUGCCGUCCUUAGCACUCAGGACGGCUCCACAUGCUGCUGUCUCCAGUGCGAAUGCGCGGGAAGUUUUGCUUUGUGGAUGCUCCAAGCAGAAGCUCUCUGCAAGAACCCUCAGCCCACGAGUCCACGUCAAGCCAGGCUGGUGGUGGUGAUUUCAGAUGCACCAAUAAGCAGAUUGGUUUGGGUGGUGGUGGGCCUUCCAGCCUGAAGACAUGAGAGCUUUGCAGCCCAACUAUACAUUAACUCCAUCUUUGAUUAUGGGUUCCUGGUGAUAUGUGUGAACAAAUGUGCCCCUUUACUCUCUGUGUCCCCAUCUGUUAAUGAUCAGUGCGUCUUAGGCGUGACCUGUCUUGUGAGAUGUUCUCCCAGUACUAUCUGAGGUAACCAGGCUUCCACUGCCACACUUCACAAGAAAUAAGAAACAGCACAUAUUUCUGGCCUCAGCUUUUGUCUCCAACAUCUACCUCUGGGAUGUUCAGCCACUUGAAAUAGUUAGCAGUUGAUGAUCCUGAACUUUCCACCACCCUGGUGAAUGAACAAGAGAAGAUGCUCACUGGCUUGGCACAACCUCCUCCAUAUUGCUAAACGAACUGCAAAGUGCCUCAGCCACCCUGGAAAACAAGUCGUCAAUCUCUUAAAAAGUUAAAACAGUCAUGGGCAUUGUAGAGCCAUGGCAGCUUCUAGGUAAGGGAGGAGCAAAACUCCUUCGGCCUCGUCACAGCCUAGGACAGCUGAUGCAUUAAGAGAACAGAUGGGACAGAAGAAAUGGCUCAGCGGUUAAGAGCACUAACUGUUCUUCCAGAGGACCUGAGGUCAAGUCUCAGUGACCACAUAGUGGUUCCAGGACAGCCAGGGCUACACAGAGAAGCCCUGUCUUGGGAAAAAAAAAAAACUUUAAAAGUAAAAUUUUCAAUGGAAAAAACCAACCAAAAGAUAAAACACGCACUUCCCAUGUGACCUGAAAUUUCACUUGUAUUUUCCAUCCCUUGGAUAAAUGAAAACAUCUUCACAAGAGCAAAUGCUAAUGGGCAGUGUCACAGAUAGUUCCUCAAAAUCUGAAAGGAGCCAAGAGCUCUUCGAGGGGUGAGUGUGCACACUGUGUCACAUGAGCAAGAUGGGCGGGCACCGCGAGACUAUUGGAGCUCUCCAGUGUUCAACUCUGCUAAUAAACUUCAAAUGAAUUAAGCUACAAGCAGAAGCUGUCUAAAAGGUUACAAGUUGUGUGACCCCACUUACAUGAGAUUCUGAAAACGGCAAGAACAUCACAGGAUUGGUGAGAGUUCACUGAGUACUUGGUGUGGGGAGGAUCUUGGGGCAGAAGCAAUGCAUGAGGGUGUCCUUUGAGGUGUUGGAGUGCUUUCAUGUUCUCACUGUGGUCAGAUACAAAGAUACACAUGUAUAAAAUUACAAAUAGAAGUGCAAAAAUAAAUCGCAUUGUUUGUAAGUUUUCUAAAACAAA
Messenger RNA from Rattus rattus (black rat), 3640 nucleotides. Its product is annotated as zinc finger protein 382. Gene Ontology annotation, molecular function: DNA-binding transcription factor activity, RNA polymerase II-specific; RNA polymerase II cis-regulatory region sequence-specific DNA binding. NCBI's taxonomy places the organism in Eukaryota, Metazoa, Chordata, Mammalia, Rodentia, Muridae. Bases 34 to 1737 code for a protein of 567 amino acids. Gene Ontology annotation, cellular component: nucleus. Gene Ontology annotation, biological process: regulation of transcription by RNA polymerase II. The record is from RefSeq and is a predicted model, not a curated record. The transcript has 4 exons.